This is a messenger RNA of Schistocerca gregaria, 876 nucleotides long. RefSeq names its product dynein axonemal heavy chain 5-like. The transcript is spliced from 6 exons. The coding region runs from base 1 to 876 and encodes 291 amino acids. Gene Ontology annotation, cellular component: dynein complex. Gene Ontology annotation, molecular function: minus-end-directed microtubule motor activity; dynein light intermediate chain binding; dynein intermediate chain binding. Lineage: Eukaryota; Metazoa; Arthropoda; Insecta; Orthoptera; Acrididae. The record is from RefSeq and is a predicted model, not a curated record. Gene Ontology annotation, biological process: microtubule-based movement.
AUGGGCCUGACGGCGACGCACCGCUUCAUCAUGGAGCAGGCGGCGCUGCACAUGAACAUCGACGCCAACCUGGUGGAGGAGGGGGUGCUCGACGCCAACCGACACACCGAGCUGCUGCACAGCCUGGUCGCCCAGGGCGGCCGCCAGGCGCUCUUCUUCAUGUGUGCAGAUAUGGACCCGCCCGGUCCAGAGUCUGGACGGCCUCAGCCGGCGGACGGGAAGGCAGUGCGCGGUCCGCGCGUUAUCGUGUCGGAUGGCAAGGACACGCGGUUCGAGGGCCUGUGCGCCAUCGUCUACCGCAACACCAGCCGCGCCAUCGAGCAGAAGAACGUCACAGACGAUCUGUCAAUCACGUCGAUGACGUCAGCGGGCGGCGCAGCGGCGGCGCUGGAGGCGGUGCGGUCAGUGCCCGCGCUCUUUCUGCAGCCCGCGCUGCGCGCCUGGACCGUCUGGGGAGCCGCCAGCAGCGUCGACAGCGCCGGCUUCCAGGGAGACCUCGCAGACUGCGUCUACUUCCUGGGCGACACGAAGCGGAACAUCGAUGAGCUAGUGGUGUUCCACAUACCACCGGAGCUGACAGAACUGCUGCCGUCGCCGGACGUGGUGAAGUCGGUGCUCGACAAAGACACCAGCAUCAUCGGCCGCGUCGAGUACGUCAUCACCGUCUGGACCAGGCAGAUCGAGCAGGUGCUGACGCGCGCAGAGCGGCUGCGCUCAGUGCGGGAAGACACGGGCCCGCUAGACGAGCUGCACCAGUGGCGCCGCCUGCUGGCGCGGUUCGGCUCCGUCGCGGAGCACACCGCCUCGCCCACCUGUCAGACGUUCGUCAUUCUCCUCACAGUCGCCAGGUCUAAGCUCGCCAAGCAUACUGUUUAA